GUUUUUCUAUUAUUUUUAUUUUUAUUCCAUUAUUUAAGUUUAUAUACACUUGCAUAUUUUUAAAAAAUCGUGUAAGCACCCGGAGUGAGAGCAUUGCUCUCUAAACCUUCGGUCCUCCUAGGGUUUGGCCGCCGCUAGGUUCGUUUUCCGACUAUGGCUUUUGGCUGAGGAUCGAGAGCAGUAGGUUGACGACAGACUGGCGAGUGCAAUUGGCUGCGAUCGAGGUGGAAGGUAGGCGUUAAGGACGAGUCGCGGCGAGGUUGGAGUGCAGAUCCGUUGCGAGCGUAGGCUGUAGAGGGUGAGUGUAGGUGUUUCAUGGAGGAUUUCGUCGCUUCGUACAAGAAACUAUCAAUGAAGGACCAGGAGAGCGAACUGAAUUUCGAUGAGGAGACAGAGGUAGAUGCCGUGGAGGAGCAGGAACCGAAGCGAUUUCCGGCAGUGGGGGUUGUCAUCACGGAUCGUAAAAUCAAGUUAUCAGGAUUUCAAGAGUUGAUGACCUCGAUCUUGAGCCCAGUGAAAGGUAGCCCAGUUGGUCGAGUGGUGAGAAUUGCAAAAUUUGGAUCAAUGGACCAAGGUUCGAAUCCCCGCAACGACCGGGUAGAGGUUACAGAACCUGAAAUAAGGCUGGACCUCUGACGCGCAGUGGCAGAUCCAGGAAACGGAACUAUUGGGGGCAGACCGGCAGAGCAAAGGUAGUGCAUGUGCAUGAAGAAAAAAAACAUACAAUAUACCCAAAUAGCCAAAAAUUAUACUUCGUAAUAAAGUACACAAGAAUUUCCUAAAUAAAUAAAGUAUAUUACAAUACAAAAAAC
Cuscuta epithymum is the source of this 812-nucleotide messenger RNA. The record is from the annotation of a GenBank genome assembly. Lineage: Eukaryota; Viridiplantae; Streptophyta; Magnoliopsida; Solanales; Convolvulaceae.